Messenger RNA from Polistes dominula (European paper wasp), 1022 nucleotides. RefSeq lists its product as uncharacterized. Gene Ontology annotation, molecular function: protein binding; protein tyrosine phosphatase activity. Lineage: Eukaryota; Metazoa; Arthropoda; Insecta; Hymenoptera; Vespidae. Gene Ontology annotation, biological process: motor neuron axon guidance; protein dephosphorylation. The record is from RefSeq and is a predicted model, not a curated record.
AUUUGAAGAAAGAUUUAGAAAUACAAUUUCGAAGAUUACAAGACACAGCAUGGCAAAACGAAGCUCUUAGGCCACCUGUUUCGCAAACUUCCUUGUCCGAAUCGAAUAUAGCUAAGAAUAGAUAUCCCGAAUUAGUAUCAAACAAAAUAAACCGUGUGUUUUUAAAAAGAUAUCCACCUCAUGACGAGGAAAGUGAUUACAUAGCUGCAGUUUACGUAGAUGGUUUCAAAGAACAAAAUCAAUACUUAUCGAGUCAAUUACCAAUGCCAACGACAUUUCGUGAUUUUUGGAGAAUGAUUGCAGAAUUAAAUAUUGAGCUCAUCGUCGUUUUACAACCMCCUGAUCCUGAGGACCCAACUUGUUGUCCUUURGUACCAGCUAACAACGAAUUUAAACCAACACCAUAUAUUAAUGUAAUCACUAAAGAACUUUCAGAAACUGAAUACUACGUAUCUAAUAAACUGAUGCUUAUUGACAACUCGGAGAAACCUACAAAGGAACAACCAGUUACAAUAUUAACUUGCAAACAAUGGGAAGCUGGGAAAAAUAAGGAUCCACCAUCUGCAAUGGCUUUGGUAAYAUUGUGGCAAGCAGCAGGUCGAAUUGCUAGAAUCAAUAGUCCUACAGCAGUUUUAUGCCACGACGGUGUAACAGGUUGCGGUAUUUAUUUGGCAAUGAGUUUUCUUUUAGAAAGAAUGGCCAUAGAAAGGGAAUGCGAUAUUUGUUUAGCAAUUAGAACGGUCAAACAAUUUAGACCGGACUUUGUUCGAACUAUCAAAGACAUGGAAUAUUUGUACGACGCGGCAUUAGCGUAUAUGGAAUAUUUUGAAACAUAUGCUAACUUUUCUUAAAAAUCUAAUAUUACUACUAAACAGAAGAUUACCCAUUAAGAUAAUGACACGAACAAAUAAAUAAACAUAGGGUCUUAUAUAAAAYGGCAUUUUCUAGGAUUACCUGUACUUUGUAUGUUUUGGUUCAUCUUAACAACAUAAAUAAACAUAAAAACCACAUAUACACAAUAA